AUGGGCUGUGGAUCAAGCUUUCCGGUUUUACCUUCGAUUAAUAAUAAUAAAUCUCCAAAAACAAGAAUAACACCAAAUACUUCAACUAAUAAAUCAAGUAAAUUACCUCCGAUAAGUCCUGAACAAAAAUCAAUUCGCGAAAAAGAAGGCAAAGCUAAAAAUUUUGAACCAUUUACACUUAUUUGUCUGGAUGAACAUUUCAAUGAAAAUGAUAAGCAGCUUCGAUCAAUAGUUGAUUAUGUUUGUUGUUUUAAUGACCUUGAUGAAUGUGAACAAUCUGUCAAGGAUAUCAAUACAAAUAGCGUCAUAUUUUUUAUUGUGUCCAGUGAGCAUUUCAACAACAUUGUUUCACAUAUACAUGAACUAUCACAAGUUAUUGCUAUCUAUGUAUUUAAAGACAAUAAACAGAAUGAUUAUAAAAAAGAAAACAUUGAUAAACAUUGGACAAAACGAUAUUCGAAGAUGAAAGGUAUGUAUUUUGAUCGUGGAAUUUUAUUGGAACAAUUAAAAGCCGACGUGAAAAUUUCUAUCAAUAUACACGACUUGAUACCAAUAACUGUUUAUAGUCGGAUUGAUGCGAUUCAAACAAAUAACAAUUCAAAUGAUCAUCUUCGUUUUUUAUUUUAUCAGCUAUUUAUUCAACAGUAUUGUUUAAAUUCAUCGUCAUCCCUAAAUAAGAAUGAUUUCAUUAAUAUAGCUCGUAAUUAUUAUUCUUCCAAUCGAAAAGAAUCAAAAACAAUACAUGAAUUUGAGGAUGAAUACAGUUCAAUUAAGAAUAUAUUUAAUUGGUUUGCUCGCGAUUGUUUUAUACGGAAAAUGUUAACACAAUCUUUAUUAACAUUAGAUAUUCAAAUGUUAUUUUCGCUAAGAUUUUUUAUCAAAGAUAUGUUUAAAAUAAUGAUUGAGAAAGUCUCAAUGUCAAGUCAAAAGCAGAAUAUACAUUCUAAUACUCCAAGAAGAUAUAUUAAUGGACGAUCAACAAAUGAAGAAAUAUUUUAUCGAGGACAAGCAUUAUCAAAAGAAAAUUUUGCUAAGAUCAAAUCAAAUAUUGGUGAAAUAUUAUCAAUGAAUAAUUUUAUAUUAGCUAGCAAAAAUCGACAAGAUUCAUUAGGAUUGAUUCGUCAAAAUAUUCCACAGACUGAUUUAAUCGUUCGAGUUUUAUUUGAAAUGAAAGUUCCUUCGGAAUAUUCUUUACAGAAACAACGUCCUUUUGUUGAUAUUUAUUAUUUAAAUGAUUAUAAUAAAUCAUCUGAUGAAGGCAACGAUCCAUAUUCAGUUUUAUUUUUUAUUGGUUCCAUAUUUCGAGUUAAUACGGUUGUAUUUGAUAUGAAUAAUGAUUGUUGGAUAAUUCAGUUAACAUUAUAUGAUGAAGGAAUAAAUCAAGAUUUUUCUCAAGUAUUUACAUUUCUCAAUGAUAUGAAACGAACAAAUACAGAAAAUGCCAUAACAUUAGCAAAUCUUCUUCGUCAAAUAUCUCCAAAUUCCGCUGAGCAAUUUUAUAAACAUUUGUUAAAACAAAAUUCAGAAUCUUUAUCGAAAUUAGAAUGUUAUCGUGGUCUUGGUCUGUGUUUUUAUUCUAAAGAUGAUAAUGAACAAGCUUUAAACUAUUUUGAAAAAGCAUUAAAUUUAAAACCAAAUGAUAAAUUAAUAAAAUCCUCAUUACACAACAGCAUAGGUCUUGUUUAUGCACAACAAGAUCAAAUAGAUGAAGCAUUAAUUCAUUUUAAUAAAGCAUUAGAAAACAGUUCAUUACCAUUGCACAUCGCUUGUGUUCAUCAUAAUUUAGCAUUGGUUUAUAGCCAACAAGGAAAAUAUGACGAAGAACUUGGUCAUUAUGAACAAGCUCUUAAAUAUCGUACACUUCAAUUACCAGCACAUCAUUUACAAAUAGCAUCAUUACAUAAUAAUAUUGGUAUUGCAUAUUCUGAUAUGCAUGAAUAUGAUCAAGCUUUAACCAGUUUAAGAAAGGCACUUGACAUGCGUUUAAAAUUAUUAUCGGAUAGUCACAUUGAUGUGGCUCGUAGUUAUGCGAAUAUUGGAACUGUCUAUGCUAAAACACAAGAAUUUCGAAUGGCUUUAGAAUAUUUUAAUAAAGCAUCUCUUUUAUUCGAAAAACAACAACAACAACAACAACAACAAAUAGUUCAACAAGACAUGGAACAGCUUAAUACAAAUAUCAAAAUUGUUAAUGACAAACUUAGACGGAAAACUUUUUAA
Messenger RNA from Rotaria socialis, 2217 nucleotides. The record is from the annotation of a GenBank genome assembly. Lineage: Eukaryota; Metazoa; Rotifera; Eurotatoria; Philodinida; Philodinidae.